This is a messenger RNA of Epinephelus fuscoguttatus (brown-marbled grouper), 2637 nucleotides long. It is a transcript of the gene hoxa5a, whose product is annotated as homeobox A5a. Gene Ontology annotation, cellular component: nucleus. The transcript is spliced from 2 exons. Bases 1787 to 2623 code for a protein of 278 amino acids. Gene Ontology annotation, molecular function: DNA-binding transcription factor activity, RNA polymerase II-specific; RNA polymerase II cis-regulatory region sequence-specific DNA binding. The record is from RefSeq and is a predicted model, not a curated record. NCBI's taxonomy places the organism in Eukaryota, Metazoa, Chordata, Actinopteri, Perciformes, Serranidae. Gene Ontology annotation, biological process: regulation of transcription by RNA polymerase II; anterior/posterior pattern specification.
GGAAAGCAGAGGACAAGUCGCUGCCUUGGAGACUCGAAGGUGCCAUAAAAAUUCCACAAGGAGAAAACCAAACGGAGAGCGCAGGACGAGGCGUCAUGCCUCUGUAGAGUCUGUGCCGGGCUCUCUGCGGGUCUCCAGUUUUUCUAUUCCUGCUCAGAAGUAACAUGAACAGUGGAUAGUUGAUUUACACUUUUUAAUAAGUGCAUUGGCCAGAUUACAGUCAAAGGUGGAGAGAGUUUUUUUUUUGUUUCGCAGGCAACGUUUCCCCUUAAAACUAAAAUGCUUAAGUAGUUUUUAAAAGCGAGAAUCAAUCGUUUUUACUUUGUCUGUGCUGCAUUGUACUUCAUCCAUCCAUCAGACAAUCGUUUUACUUUUCUAAAACUGUUAUAUCACACACAAUAGUCGAGGCUAAUAUUUUUAUUUUUCAAAAAGUGGAAGAUAAAAUAAAAGUAAAAACAAAGGACGCUACUGCUUUGUAACCCAGUGAAUACAAAUAACUCACAGCACAAUGCAGAAACUAAAAAUAUGAAUUAUUGUCUGAACAUUGUGGUUAUUUUACAUUAAACAUUUCAAAUGGAUUGGUUUCAUUUUAUCCAAUAAUCGCUCGAAUAUUUCUUUUUUCAAUAUUUGUGAAUUUCGUCUCUUUUGUGUCUUUAAAUUGCAGAGUGACUGUACAAAACUCCACGCUGGGUAGCUGCUUAUAGAAAAGGGAUUUUAUGUUGCUCUCGAUCUUGUGUUGAUACCUCACAAACAUACAAAUAAUACAAAUGCAAUUUGAUAAUAUAUUGACUAUUUAAAAGUCAAUGUGAACGAUGAUUCGCCUUAAAACGGAGGCGUAAUAAAGUCGGGUUACAUGCGACGAGCUAAUAAAAUCAUCUGAGGGCUGAGUGUGUAAAUCGUUAUAUUUUAACAAGUGUAAAGUUGACAGUAACGUGUCUUCAUAUGUAGCUUAUAUUUAAAGUUAUCAAUUCUUCACUGUUAAAAGACAGGCCUUGAAUGGGAAUCUGUGUUAUUAUCCGACAAUGUGAUGCUUGGAUUUUAUCUUUACGCAAAACAUUUAUUCAUCAGUCUUUCCCCACGUUGACGGACCUUCAGCUGUUUUAUGAUCAUAAGAAAAACUGUGAAAAAGCAGUCCUGCUUUAAAUGGGCUUUUAUUCUAUUAAGUGCGCACACUAUUUGCACUCAUCGCCUAUCAUAACAUGCAUAACAGAUUCUGAUCGAAUUAUUUCUGUACACUAUCCUCGCAGAGAUUGCACUCUCAGCAUGUCACUUGUUAUAUUGUUUAGGAGCCCGUUGGUUUUUGCCGCAAUGGUCGUUAACCUCUGAAUGACCCCGUGUGGAGCCCACGCCUCAGAAAGCACCGCAGACAGGCAGUGCAACAGUUGAGCCAGAGGAUGGCGCACCACGACAAUUCAAAACACCCAAACCGUGGCUCAGAGCUUGCCCUAGCCACGAGCGCAUGGAGGCGCGCGCCCUUCACAUCCCACCCAGUAUUUCCUCCGUGCACGAGUUUACCUCUGGAGGUCACCAAGCAGGAUUUACGACUGGUCAACAAAAGCACGUGAUACUCCGCCGUACCCCAUAUUUGGGUGCCUACGUAAGAGAGAAUCAAGUCCAUGGUCCCACUCAUUUCCAUAAUUCAUCAUAAAUUGUGCAAGGGUGCUAUAGGACGCGCUAAACCAUAAGAGCCACAAAUCAAGCACACAGGUUUAUGCUAUUUUACCUCUAAAACAAUAAAAAAACAACAACAAUACCUACAACGAGCAAACGGUGGAAUUGUCAACAAAUGAGCUCCUAUUUUGUGAACUCAUUCUGCGGUCGCUAUCCCAAUGGCGCGGACUUCCAGUUACAUAAUUAUGGAGACCAUAAUACGGCAAACGAGCAAUACAGAGACUCAACAGCCAUGCAUUCCAGCAGGUAUGGCUAUGGCUACAACGGGAUGGACCUAACAGUCGGGCGGACGAGUACCGGACACUUUGUGGGCAACGAGCGGACACCGGGCUACUCCUCAGCGGCGACAACACCCUCGGUGGAGCCGGUCAGGUACACCCAGUCCGCCAGCAGCACCGGGACAUCGUCUCUAUCGCCAACACCUGACCCUCUACCGUGCUCCUCGGUCGCCAGCUCGUCCCCGGUCACCGAGACUCAGUCUCAACACCGAGCCGUGAAAAACUCUAUAACGACCCCGUGCUCUACCCCGUGCUCGAGCUCGAACGGAGGCACGCUGCUGCUCAGUCGGGACUGUGUGUCCAAAGCUUCUCCCCUCGAGGAAGAGAAGCCUGCGGGAAGCGCACCAACAACUCCACAAAAUGUCACGGAGUCAACACAGCCUCAGAUAUAUCCGUGGAUGAGAAAACUACAUAUAAAUCAUGAUUUGUCAGGACCAGAGGGAAAGAGAGCCAGGACUGCAUACACCCGGUACCAGACCCUGGAGCUCGAGAAGGAGUUCCACUUCAACCGGUACCUGACCCGCAGGCGGAGGAUCGAGAUAGCCCAUGCCCUCUGCCUCUCAGAGAGACAGAUCAAAAUCUGGUUUCAGAACCGCAGGAUGAAGUGGAAGAAAGACAACAAGCUGAAGAGCAUGAACAUGGCGGCUGCAGGCGGGGGAGGCUACAGGCCUUGAUAUUCAACUCAUCU